AUGCCGAGCGUCAAACCCAUUCUUCCUCCUCUAAAGACGCCAAAGACUGAGAUUUUCCCAUCGCAACUUCAUAAUGGCUCUACAUCCAGUGUUUCCGACUACACCAAGCAGGAGGAUCAGUCGACUCCUAUUACACCUCCGAUAGCCUAUACAGAAUUUCUCAAGGCCCUCACACCCGUCUUUACUGGCCCUAUGAGUGCUGGUAUCAACUUUCCCAAGUAUAUUACCGAGAAACCCUCCACUGCUACAUCGCCCACCUCUCAACCCGCGAGCGCAUUCAGUGGGUCAUCGUUUAGCGAUUCGGUCAGGUCCCCGACUGUAUCUUUGCCACCACCUACGCCGAACUCUGCGGCACCAUCUCGAAGGAGCUUCCUUGGUCGCCGCCUUCGUAUCCAGCCCUCGAAGUUCUCGCCGAGCGCGGACUCUCCCCGCAGCGCAACACCCUGGAGCGCAACACCCAUGAGCGCGACGACCCUUCGAUCACCCUACUCACCAUCUGAUUGGACUCUGCGCUAUUACGAUUCGCCCCGCAGUGGAAAGCCUGUCAGCGUGAGGCAAGUUGUCACGCGCACGGUGACCUACAAGCGCACUCAGCUUGAAGCACCGCCGAAGGGAAAGCGGCGCAAGUGUCGGGAAGCCAAGGAAGUUGACUGA
Messenger RNA from Penicillium vulpinum, 654 nucleotides. RefSeq lists its product as uncharacterized. The record is from RefSeq and is a predicted model, not a curated record. The transcript has a single exon. Bases 1 to 654 code for a protein of 217 amino acids. Lineage: Eukaryota; Fungi; Ascomycota; Eurotiomycetes; Eurotiales; Aspergillaceae.